ACAAUGGUCAAACAAAAAUCACAAGAUGAUGACAUGUUUCAGAUUUAUGAACAUGAAAUAAUUCAUUUAAUCUGCUUUUUCUAUUCAGCUACAAGAGGCAGGAUACUGGACAGAUGCUGCAAGGUUAGAAGCAUCUCAGCCGUUUCAUUACAAGAUGCACUGGCAGCACUCCGAGAGGCUCAGCAACCUGAUACAGCUGCAAUGUUUAUUAUUGCCUGUCGAGAAAUCCAUGCUGAAUUUCUUGAAAACCUAGAUGCCGACAAAGAUUCUGAUCCUUCAAUCAAAGAAAAGUUGCUUAUUUUACCUGGAUUCAACCCAGAAAACGAAGACGUAAUAGCCGUUGGUGAAUUAUACGGACAGUUCCGCCAAAAAACUAGUCCACUUGUGCAUGGACUCUCAACCAUUUUCAAACUAGAAGACAUAUAUUUCACAUUAGUUUGGUACAAAUGCUUAGACUCGUUUUUAUCUAGGAGGUAGAUUCGGACGUGUGUUGAUCGGCUGAGUGGCUAGGUUAAAUACUGUAGCAGUUUGGCUAGGUUAAAUAUGUGGAAUCCAUGUGUCAAAAUUUAAAUGUAUUAGGCACAUUAUUAGGCAUAUUUAUCAUUAUCCUAUUAAUUAUUA
Erigeron canadensis is the source of this 621-nucleotide messenger RNA. RefSeq lists its product as uncharacterized. Gene Ontology annotation, cellular component: cytoplasm. The record is from RefSeq and is a predicted model, not a curated record. Bases 4 to 477 code for a protein of 157 amino acids. The transcript has 3 exons. NCBI's taxonomy places the organism in Eukaryota, Viridiplantae, Streptophyta, Magnoliopsida, Asterales, Asteraceae.